Messenger RNA from Rubroshorea leprosula, 1588 nucleotides. Lineage: Eukaryota; Viridiplantae; Streptophyta; Magnoliopsida; Malvales; Dipterocarpaceae. The record is from the annotation of a GenBank genome assembly.
CCUUAAACCCUGAGCGCGCUAAGGGAAGUGAUUCAAUGGCUGAGAACGAAGGUAAGGAGGAGGAAAAGAAGUUCUCCAUAUGGGACUUGCCGGACGUUCCAAUGGGCAAGCUGCCACCACACCUUGAGCUCCAGAGAACUCGUGUUGUCUGCAAUGUCGAUGCUCCAAUUCAUACAGAGAGUAUACAAUAUUCUGGUGCUUAUGCAUCAAUGGGAGUCGAUAACAGUUUACGGCUUGAUCACUUCUCCAAUAACUUUAGAGUUGAAGUGGUUCGGCUUACAGAGGAGGUCAUGGAGUUUGAUAUGAUUGGUAUUGAUGCAGCAAUUGCCAAUGCAUUUAGGAGGAUACUCAUAGCUGAGGUUCCAACUAUGGCUAUUGAGAAAGUUUUAAUUGCUAAUAAUACAUCCAUAGUCCAAGAUGAAGUUCUUUCCCAUAGGUUGGGUCUCAUUCCAAUAAGUGCUGAUCCAAGGCUCUUUGAGUAUAUGUCAGACAAUGAUCAGCCGAAUGAGAAGAACACCAUUGUUUUCAAACUACAUGUUCGUUGUAAAAAAGGUGGCCCACGUUUUACAGUCAAAUCCGAUGAACUGAAGUGGCUACCACAGGGGAGUGAAUUUGUUAAGGAUUCAAGAAGUGCUACUUCAAGUUCAAAUUCAAAGCCUGAAACCUAUACUUCAUUCACUUGCAGACAAGACUCCUUGCCAGAUUUUGUAAACAAUGCCCCUGGCCCCAAGUAUCUGGAUAUUAUUACUGCCAUACUUGGCCCUGGACAAGAAAUUGAAUUGGAAGCUCAUGCUGUUAAAGGAAUAGGUAAAACACAUGCCAAGUGGUCUCCUGUGGGUACUGCUUGGUAUCGAAUGCUUCCUGAGGUUGUGCUGUUGAAAGAGGUUGAAGAUGAUGUUGCAGAAGAACUCAAAAGGAGAUGCCCAGUUAAUGUAUUUGAUAUUGAAGAUAUUGGAAAUGGUAAGAAGAGUGCUACUGUUGCACGUCCACGAGAUUGCACCCUUUGUAGAGAAUGCAUUAGAGGGGGUGAAGAAUGGGAGAAACGUGUGGCUCUACGCCGUGUUAAAGAUCAUUUUAUAUUUACCAUCGAAUCAACUGGAGCAUUGCCUCCUGAAGUGCUAUUUACAGAAGCUGUUAAGGUACUUGAAGAUAAAUGUGAACGUGUGAUUACGGAUCUCAGUUGAUGCUUUUUUACAUGUUUAGCACAACGAUGCUGCAGCAACGGACGUGUAAAAGAAAUGGAAACCAACAAUUUCUUCACCAGAUUAGAAUAAUAUCUAAGGUGAAAUUUUGUGUGUUCGGGUAGUGGAGCAUUCUAUUGGCAAUAGGACAAUAAGAUUGCCGGCUUUUGUUAAUCCCAAAUCUUUAGCAUCAUGAACCACACAGAAUCAAAGAGUACAAUCUACACCUUGGUUCACAUGAUGCUCACAGAAUCCUUUAUGUAACUAUCACAUGAUACUUUCCCUCAUUGUCAAUUUGCAGAUUGUAUAUUUCAAUUUGCCAGAUCUUUAAAGAAUAUUUCAUCUUGAUUUGUGUUUGCCCAUAUGCUGCAUGUGACAAUGGAUGAGUAUAAAGACAAAGGAAUCUA